Messenger RNA from Mytilus trossulus (common blue mussel), 8542 nucleotides. RefSeq names its product E3 ubiquitin-protein ligase HECTD1-like. Gene Ontology annotation, molecular function: metal ion binding; protein binding; ubiquitin protein ligase activity. Gene Ontology annotation, biological process: proteasome-mediated ubiquitin-dependent protein catabolic process; protein K63-linked ubiquitination; anatomical structure development. The transcript is spliced from 41 exons. NCBI's taxonomy places the organism in Eukaryota, Metazoa, Mollusca, Bivalvia, Mytilida, Mytilidae. The coding region runs from base 443 to 7918 and encodes 2491 amino acids. The record is from RefSeq and is a predicted model, not a curated record. Gene Ontology annotation, cellular component: nuclear speck.
AACCGGAUGUUGCGAUCACAACGAGGCUAUAAAUAGUUUAUGAAGGUGAAGAACAAAACAAAAGUGCCUUCCUUUGUUUUCUUUAAAUAGCUAAAGUAGGAGAUAGCUUAUUGGAAAUGUUUUAAAAUUUCUGACAAAAGACACAAUAUCUUGUUCCAGUCCGUGUGUUCAGUCAAUUGACACGGAAGAAAGUCCGACGGUUUCAAGCUGUAUGAUCAGAUAAUUUCCUUGCACUGCUACGACGAAUGCAUGCACUUUCGAGUGCUCAUUCAUUAGUCACAAAGAAUUUCCGUGUGACAUAUUGUACUCAUAAACGUGAUAGAUUGGAGUAAAGUUAUUUAUCUGACCUAACCAGAAAAGGGGGUUACCCUACUGGGGUUUCAACCUCAGAGGUCUAAACUUAGUUUAGACAAAGGUAAUCCAAACCAGACCCCCAGACAUAAUGGCAGACUUUGACCCAGAGACUUUGUUAGAAUGGCUGCAGAUGGGACAGGGAGACGAGAGAGAUAUGCAACAGAUUGCCCUAGAACAACUGUGUAUGCUGUUGUUGAUGUCUGACAAUGUUGACAGAGUUUUUGAAAGUUGUCCACCAAGAACAUUUCUGCCAGCUUUAUGUCGUAUCUUCUUGGAUGAGUGCGCUCCAGACAAUGUACUUGAGGUGACAGCAAGGGCCAUUACUUACUAUCUAGAUGUAUCGGCAGAGUGCACCAGGCGUAUUGUUGCUGUAGAUGGCGCUAUAAAAGCUUUAUGUAAUAGGCUGGUAAUUGUUGAAAUGUCAUCAAGGACCAGUAGAGAUUUGUCUGAACAAUGCAUCAAGGUUAUGGAGAGAAUGUGUACCAGAGAAUCAGGAGCUGUUUUUGAUGCAGGAGGACUACAGUGUGUUCUCACCUUUAUCAGAGUGCAUGGAUCACAGGUUCAUAAGGAUACCUUACACUCUUCAAUGUCUGUAGUUUCUCGUCUCUGUGGUAGAAUGGAGCCCCAAGACCAAUCCUUGGAGACAUGUGUAAUGUCACUGUCUGAUCUUCUUGAACAUGAUGAUCAAUUUGUAGCAGAUGGAGCCUUAAGAUGUUUUGCAUCUUUAGCUGAUAGAUUUACCCGUAAAGGAGUAGAUCCUGUUCCUUUAGCUCAGCAUGGACUUAUAGAUGAACUUUUACAAAGAUUACAGAGAGCUGGUGAAACCAGUCAUAAUGUUUCCUUGGCAAGCACGCCAGGGGCAAAAACUCCAGAAUCAAAGUCUAGUCCUAGUAUAUCAACUGUCAUAAGUUUAUUGUCAACCUUAUGUCGGGGUUCACCGGGUAUAACCCAUGACCUUUUGAGGUCAGAUCUUCCUGAUGCUAUUGAAAGUGGACUGAAAGGAGAUGAAAGAUGUUGCCUAGACACGAUGCGUUUAGUUGACCUUUUACUGGUCCUGUUAUUUGAAGGAAGGAAAGCUCUCCCUAAAACUGGUGUGUCCAGUAUAAGUAGUAGGAUCUCUAGUUUACGUAGAAUGGACAGCUCUGGAGAAAGAUCUCAUCGUCAGCUAAUUGAUUGUAUUAGGAGUAAAGAUACAGAUGCCCUCAUUGAUGCAGUAGAUAAUGGAUUUGAAGUAAAUUUUAUGGAUGAUGUUGGGCAGACUUUACUUAAUUGGGCAUCUGCAUUCGGAACUCAGGAAAUGGUUGAGUUUCUGUGUGAGAGGGGAGCAGAUGUCAACAGAGGAUUGAGAUCAUCAUCUCUCCAUUAUGCUGCUUGUUUUGGAAGACCACAGAUUGUUAAGACAUUGCUUAGAUAUGGUGCUAAUCCAGAACUUAGGGAUGAAGAUGGUAAAACUCCUUUAGAUAAAGCUAGAGAAAGAGGAGAUGAAGGUCACAGAGAGGUCAUACAGAUACUCCAGUCUCCUGGAGAUUGGAUGUCUGCAGCCACCAGUAGAGAGCCACCAACUACAACAGUGACAACAACUGCUACAGUAGUUCCCCCAUCCCCUACAACAACCCCUCCAGAGGUCCCUCCUGUGCCAGAGGUAGUGAGGGAGAAAAAGGAAGAUUCUACAAUAGAGGAGAAGGAAGAAUCUAAUGAACCUAAAGGAGACCCUGAAGUAGCCCCUAUAUAUCUCAAACAAUUAUUACCUGUAUUUACCAAUGUCUUUCAAAGUACUAUGUUGCCUUCAGUUAGAAAAUCCUGUUUAUCAUUGUUGAAAAAGAUGAUACAUUACGUCACCAACACAUUGAUAUGUGAACUGUCUAAUCCCGAGGUGAAUGUUGUUAACUUUGCUGCUGCCCUCACUGAAGUCAUGACUAAUGUCCUGGAUCAUGAGGAUGAGGAUGAGAACCACCAGAUAGUACUGAACAUCAUACAAGACAUGAUGAAGAAAGGCCAGGAAUCUCAAGAUGUCUUUCUAGAACAUUUUGGUAGACUGGGACUAUUUGGUAGGGUCCAGUGCAUAGCUGGUCCUAUGGAAGAACAGGAAGGAGCCAUAGCCAUGGAAGAAAAGGUUGAGGAAGAUGGCUCUUUAGAAGAUGCUACAGAGAUUGUACAGGGUAGACCCUACCAUUGGAGAGACUGGUGUAUUGUACGUGGACGUGAUUGUCUAUAUCUCUGGAGUGAUGCUGCAGCACUAGAGCUGUCUAAUGGUAGUAAUGGAUGGUUUAGAUUUAUAUUAGAUAGUAAAUUAGCUACAAUGUAUUCCAGUGGGAGCCCUGAAGGAGGGUCAGACAGUUCAGAAAACAGAGGGGAGUUCUUGGAAAAAUUACAGCGUGCUCGUAGCUUGAUCAAGAGUGGAACUGUCAGCCAACCUUUAUUAUCUCAUCUUGGUUCACCUAGACUGGUCAUUGGGAAUUGGUCUUUGUCUUGUAAGAAAGAAGGAGAGUUACAUAUACAUAAUGCAGAUGGUCAGCAGUCCACCAUUCUAAAGGAAGAUGUACCAGGGUUUAUAUUUGAGUCAAAUCGUGGUACAAAACACUCAUUUACAGCAGAGACCUCCCUGGGAGCAGAGUUCUCGACAGGAUGGGGAGGAAAGAAGAGUAAGAAAUUUAAAUCAAAGACAGAAGAAAUAAAAACAAAGGUGAAGAAUCAAGCUCGAGAUAUUUAUGAGCAAUAUUUCAGAGCAGCUGAAGCCACGCCAAGAGGUGUGGUAGCCAAGAUAAGAGUCAUUGUACAACAGCUAGAGGCAGCUUGUGCCAAACAAAUUAGUCAAGUAAAGUCCCCUGAUGGUGAAGUAGCAUGGAGAGAUGACAUGAAGGCCUCUUUUGAAUCACUGGUAGAUUUACUGAAAGAAGAACACACUGUAUCAUCAUAUGAGCUACAUUCUAGUGGCCUUGUCCAAACACUUCUUAAUAUACUUAGUAAUAAUGUAGAGGAUUCUGACAGUAAAGAGAGUAAGAAGAGGACAAAAGAAAGAAUCAAUAUAUUUAGGACAAUCUUCCAGGAUCAAGGAGACUUAUCAGAAGAAGGGUUAACUCCAGCUAUAGCACUUGUAAGAAAGCUGAUAUCAGUCCUAGAAUCUAUAGAAAAAUUACCUGUGUACAGUUAUGAUUUACCUGGUUCAGGUUAUGGACUACAGAUCCUAACAAGGAGAAUCAGAUUCCGAUUAGAAAGGUCAUCAGGUGACACUACUUUGCUAGAUAGAAGUGGUUGUAACCUGAAGAUGGAGCCACUUACAAAUGUAGCAUCACUAGAAAGAUAUUUACUGAAAAUGGUUGCCAAACAGUGGUAUGAUUAUGACAGACAAACAUUUACGUUUGUGAAGAAGUUAAAGGAAGCUGUAUCAUCCAUUAACUUUACCUACCAGGGGGACUUUGAUGAACAUGGAUUAAUGUAUUGGAUUGGUUCUAAUUCAAAAACAGCCUAUGAGUGGGUAAAUCCAGCACAUUAUGGCUUGGUUGUAGUAACAUCAUCAGAAGGAAGAAACCUCCCAUAUGGUAAACUGGAGGACAUUCUGAGCAGGGAUACUGCUGCUCUCAACUGCCAUACUAAUGAUGACAAGAAAGCCUGGUUUGCAAUAGACUUGGGAGUAUGGUUAAUUCCCUCCAUGUAUACCAUCAGACAUGCAAGAGGAUAUGGCAGAUCUGCACUGCGAAACUGGGAGUUACAAGUGUCAAAAGAUGGUACCACCUGGUUAACAUUACGGAAACACAAAGAUGAUAAUACUCUCAAUGAACCAGGGUCAACAGCCUCCUUUGCCUUGACUGCUUCAGAUGAUGAACCUCAGGGAUGGAGACAUAUCAGGAUACAACAGACUGGCAAGAAUGCUAGUGGACAAACCCAUUAUUUAUCAUUGUCUGGCUUUGAAAUCUAUGGAACUGUUACUGGUGUAUGUGAUGAUUUAGGCAAGGCUGCUAAAGAAGCUGAGGCUAACAUGAGAAGAUUGAGAAGAAUUAUAAGGACCCAGACAUUGAGACAGAUGGUUCCUGGGGCCAGAGUUGUUCGUGGCAUGGACUGGAAAUGGAGGGAUCAGGAUGGUAAUCCUUCAGGGGAAGGCACUAUCACCAGUGAAUUAAGAAAUGGAUGGAUUGAUGUAACAUGGGAUGCUGGAGGAACGAACUCUUACAGAAUGGGAGCUGAAGGAAAAUAUGACCUUCAACUUUCACCUAACCAUGACCCACAGAAUCUCAGACCUGUACCUGUCAGACAGGACAAAGGAAGUCUUAAAGUGAAAACACAUGGUGUGUCAGUUUCUGAUAAAAUUAAGGUUAGUGUGUUGACAAGUAGGAAGAGCAGCUCUACACCAAGUCUGACAGAUGUAGAGGAAAACAAACCAUCAGUAGCCAGCACAGAACAAGCUUCAUCAGCUGAAAACUUAACUUCUAAAGUGAAAUCUAUGGCUCAGAAUCUCAGUGACAACCUUGUCAAUCUUGCCAGUUCUAAUAGACUAAUGGGAAGUGUUGAGGAAGACAACAAUUGUAACAUCCCAAGAGAACAGUUUGUUGUAGCUCACCGUAGUAAUAGAUCAGGGGAGGUUACUCUGUCAGAAUUUGCCACGUUAUUAGAGGCAGACAAUGAAGAUGAAGUCAAAGGAGCAGAAGGAGGCCAGCCUGUAGAUAAUAUAUCUGUCACUACAACACAGCUGCAUAACAAGGAAAACAAACGUCCAGAAUCACAGACAAGGAGUUCCCCAACCAAUCCAAUGAGUGUUAGUGUACCUAAUUUACCCACCAGUAUGGAACAGACAGUCAGUUUGUUGGAAUCCUUUGCAGCUGUAGCCAAGAGAAAUCUAGGAACUGUGGGAAUGAAUAAUAGGAGUAACAGUAUAAGAUUAGCCUCACAAAAUGCUAUCAGUAAUCUUCUAAGUACUGCACAAAGUUAUCCUAGCUUGACAACAAAUAGUGCUGCCACCUCUAACACUUUGACAACGAACCAGACCAUGGCCAAUGUGACAUCACUGAGCCAAGCUCUGACACGUAGUCUAACCUCUACAUCGAGUGAGAGUGACAAUGAAUUUCUAGAAACAAGUAGGGCAACAAAUCUUUUGGCAGAAUUGGAAGAUGAAGAAGAUUUACCUGUACCUGAUGAAGAUGAUGAUGAAAAUGAUGAAGAAAAUGAGGAUGAUGAACUUUAUGAAGAUGUACUGGAGGAAGAAGAUCUUGAAAUGAGAGGAGAGAGACGUAAAACUUGGGAUGAUGAGUAUGUUCUUAAGAGACAAUUCUCUGCACUGAUUCCAGCAUUUGAUCCAAGACCUGGUAGAACUAAUGUUAAUCAAACUCAGGACUUUGAAAUACCAACUCCAGGUAAAGAGCCAGUACAGGCUCCAGAGAAUAUCUAUCCUCUACAACAACCAAAACUGGUACUGUCUUUCAAAGCUCCUUGUCUUCCAGGGUUGGAGGACACAGAGGUUGUUUUAACAGAAGAUAAACAGUGCAUAUUCAGGUUUAUACAAAAAUUACUUAUCCAAGGUGGUUCAGGCAGCAAGACAGAACGAUUACGUAGAAUCUGGGAACCAACUUAUACAAUUAUAUACAGAGCAUUAAAGGAUGGAGAGGUGAAAGAAGAUAUUGAAAAAAUGACAGAUUCUACUUACAACCAGUUGGAGAGUAAAUCUGAGAGUUAUCAGAUUCUAAGUGAAUGUGAUGUUCCUAGAAACAAUGACCCAGCAUCCUGUACCAUAGACCAUGUUUUACAGUUACUACAAAGGCUGUAUGCUAUUGGUAUGGAACAGUCCAUGAAACAAACUAUAGAUGAGGUAGGAGGCCUUGUUAACCUGCCAACAGGAGAAUUUUGUAGUAAGAAAAUAACCAACAAAAUAGUACAACAGAUACAGGAUCCCUUAGUAUUAGCUAGUAAUGCUUUACCAGACUGGUGUGAGAAACUUACCAAGAAUUGUCCCAUGUUGUUCUCAUUUGAUACCAGACAGCUCUACUUCUCAUGUACAGCUUUUGGAUGCUCUAGGUCAAUUGUAUGGUUACAAGAGAGAAGGGAUGCCACUUUGGAGAGAAGCAGAGGUGCAUUGCCUCGUAGGGAUGAGGGCGGGGAAUAUAGAAUUGGUCGUCUGAAACAUGAACGUGUCAAAGUACCAAGGGGAGACCACUUGCUAGAGUGGGCUGUACAGAUGAUGAGAUGUCACUGUCAGAGAAAGUCAAUCCUAGAGAUAGAAUUCUCUGGGGAAGAAGGGACAGGUUUAGGUCCAUCAUUGGAAUUCUAUGCCUUAGUAGCAGCUGAACUACAAAAGAAAGAGUUAGGACUUUGGUUAUGUGAUGAUGAUGCUCCCAAUAAAUUAGAGAGACAGAUUGACAUAGGUCAUGGUAUUAAGCCACCAGGGUACUACAUUCAGCGAGUAGGAGGGCUAUUCCCAGGACCCUACCCACAGGAAAGUCCAGACAUGCAUAAUAUUGAACAGCUUUUCCAGUUUCUUGGAACUCUUCUUGCCAAAUGUCUCCAGGACAAACGUAUUAUUGACAUUCCAUUAUCAAGACCUUUCUUAAAACUGAUGUGUAUGGGUGAGGUUGGUCAUCAUAUUACACAACAGUAUACACAGUCACUUCACCGUUCAGUAGGGAGCUCCAUGGAAUCUUACCACUCUGACCUUCCUAGCAGUAAUACCACUAGCUAUACCACAUCAUAUAGUAUUGAGGACAUGGACAAGGAGUUAAUACUUGAUCCACCAAAACCUAAACAACCAGAGACUCCAGCAUGGUAUACAGGAAUAUUAAAUGAUGACGAUUUUGAAGUUAUUGAUGCUCAUAGAGCUGUAUUUCUCAGUCAACUCAAAGAUUUGGCUAAUCAAAAACAAAAAAUAUUAAAGGACAAAACAUUGACUCCUGAUCAGAAAAAUAUUCUUAUUCAGCAGUUAGGGCUCAGAAAUCCACAGGAUCCUGAGGAUAAAUAUAGAUUGGAAGAUUUAGGAAUAAAUUUCCAGUUCAAUCCAUCAUCUAAAGUAUAUGGUUAUACAUCAUAUGAUCUCAAACCUAAUGCAGAAGAUGAGGAGGUAACUCUAGAAAACAUAGAAGAAUAUGUAGAUCUGGUCACCGACUUCUGUCUAAACAGUGGUAUCAGGAGACAGCUUGAUGCUUUCAGAGAUGGCUUUAACUCUGUAUACCCUAUGGAGAAAUUACAUUCCUUCAGUCCCACAGAAUUAGCCUCCCUAUUGUGUGGUGACCAGACACCAGAAUGGACUAAAGAGGACAUACUCAAUUACACUGAACCAAAAUUAGGAUAUACCAGAGAAAGUCCUGGAUUCCAGAGAUUUGUAAGUGUUAUGGUAGAUCUGAGUUCUGAUGAGAGAAAAGCCUUCUUACAGUUUACAACAGGAUGUUCAUCCUUGCCACCAGGUGGCCUGGCAAACUUACACCCAAGACUGACUAUAGUUAGAAAAGUUGACGGGAAUGACACCAGUUUCCCAUCAGUAAACACUUGUGUUCAUUAUCUAAAACUACCUGAAUAUUCCUCAGAGGAUAUUCUACGCGAGAAAUUGUUAGCUGCAACGUCAGAAAAAGGAUUUCAUCUUAAUUAAUGAGAAAAUUUUAGUCCUGAGAGUAGAAAAUUAAGUAUCAAUUCUACUUUCUGUUUUAUGUGAUUAAAAAUAAUUGAAUUUGAAAAUGAUAAAGACAUAUUUCUGUUGUAAUUGAUUAUAUUAUUAUUUAUUUAUAAUUGCUUUUUGUAAUACAUUAGCAACUUUGUAUAGAUAUAAAUCCUCUAACUUACUGUUGAUGUGUGAUAGAAUGUUUUAUUGAAGUGAAUGGAUGUAUUCAGGGAAUUAUGAUCAAAUUCAUUAUGCUCUGAAAAAUAAUGUGAGAGUCAGAACCUUGAAUAAUUAUUGAUAAAUACCCCUCCCGAAAAUGUAUGUUUUUCACCAUUUUAAGUGAAUCUGAUUGACAUAUUUUUCACCAUUUUAGGUGAAUCUAAAUGACUUUUACUGUUAAAUGAUUGAUUGUAAUUAUGACAAUGUGUAUAUUACAACACAUAGAUUUUGUGCAAUAGAUGAGAGAGGACAUUUGAAUUAAUAUUGAAAGUGCUUGUGGUUGAUUGUUAAGAAUAAUGUGUUUGUAUAAUUUGACAGUGUGUUCUGUUUUAAUUAGGUCAAUAUAAAAUUUGUUUUUCACAUUAAUCUGUGAUUUUACACAGUAAAAAUUGUUAA